Molecule: messenger RNA, 5667 nt
Organism: Podarcis muralis (Common wall lizard)
Lineage: Eukaryota; Metazoa; Chordata; Lepidosauria; Squamata; Lacertidae
Gene: EPN1
Product: epsin 1
Biological process (GO): endocytosis
Cellular component (GO): clathrin vesicle coat; endosome; plasma membrane
Molecular function (GO): phospholipid binding; clathrin binding
Source: RefSeq, a predicted model, not a curated record
UUGCGGGAGGUGAGCUUCCGCUUCCGUUUUGCGGAGAGUCCUCCCGGCGCCGCCGCCGCCACUGCUGCCGCUUCUACCCUGUCCGCCGGGAGAGGCCCGGAGCCCCCGCGAGGGCCAUAGAGAGGGGCUGGGGUAGAGCGGUCUCCCUCCCCCUUGAUCUCUGGGCAUUGCCAGGGAGACGAGGGAGUCCGGGGCGGAGUCCUCCCUCAGGCUGGGCCAGGCCGAGGUUUCUCCAAAGGGACGGAGCCGUCGCCUCUGCCCGCUCCCUCCGUCCCCGCUGCCCGCCUGACCCGGAAUCCAGCGUGACGCCUCACCCCAGGUAGCCUUUGCCCAAGGAAGCUGCUCUGAACUCUGACCCGCCGGCCCCGGAGUGAUCUCUGACCUUCCUGCCUGCGUGACCUUUGAACCCAGCCCCCUACCCGAUCCAAGUGCCCCCCGCCUCACGAUCGCUGUUGGAAACCCCUCUUGGCCCGGGAAAGCCCCACUCCUGAAUCCCUCCCCCCUCGGUGGCCUGGCAAGCUCCCUCCACCGGCGGCGCUUGCAACCCCCCAACUUGUCAAGAUCCCCCCGUUUUCCAAAGGAGACCCCUGGCGAUGCCCCCUGGCUGGGGGAAGUGGGGAGGCGGAAGCACCUUCUCUGGACCCUGAGGCUCUUGGGGGUGAUACUGCUGCUGACUCCUUCGCCCGCCUAGAGCCUCUACUCACCUGGGGCUCAUAAAAGUGUGACCAAGAGAAAGUUGCCCGGAGGAUCUGCGGAAGAAGGGACACUGAGAUCGUUGUGCCCAGCUUGGUUCUCAUCCUGGAUGCAGGAGUGGGACCCUUUGCCUAUCAGCGCUGGCUUUGCCACGAAGCCUGUUGUUCUGGUGCUUGAGUUUUCAAGGCGCGUCUUGGAAUGGCUGCCAUGCCUGGAUGGCUUCGGAGGGUGCCCGCGGCACACUAGGGACCCUCAGCCAAGCAGCACCAGGGCGGCUGCGGUGGCCUCGCCCCUCGGGAAGCCAGCCGGGACCCGGGAGGCCACCUCUCCUGGCGUGAGCCGGGCCCGUCUCAAAGCCGUCAACGGGAAGCUUGGGGAAAGGGGAGGCCGCCCUCCCCGCUGCCCACUCUGACAGCCGCCGCCAUGUCGACCUCCUCGCUGCGCCGCCAGAUGAAGAACAUCGUGCACAACUACUCCGAGGCGGAGAUCAAGGUGCGGGAGGCCACGUCCAACGACCCUUGGGGCCCGUCCAGCUCCCUCAUGUCUGAAAUCGCAGACCUCACUUACAACGUGGUGGCCUUCUCCGAAAUCAUGAGCAUGAUCUGGAAGCGUCUCAACGACCACGGCAAAAACUGGCGUCAUGUCUAUAAGGCUAUGACUCUGAUGGAAUACCUGAUCAAGACGGGCUCGGAGCGGGUGGCGCAGCAAUGCAAGGAGAACAUCUACGCCAUCCAGACGCUAAAAGACUUCCAGUACGUUGACCGCGAUGGCAAGGACCAGGGAGUCAACGUGCGGGAGAAGGCCAAGCAGCUAGUGGCCCUCCUCAAAGACGACGAGCGUCUCAAGGAGGAGCGGGCCCAUGCCCUCAAAACCAAGGAGAAGCUGGCCCAGACUGCGACCGCUUCUUCAGCUUCCUCAUCUUUGGCAAAUGCCCCAGUGGAAGCGGAGCAGGCUUGGCCCCAGAGCAGCGGGGAAGAGGAGCUGCAGUUACAGCUGGCGCUGGCCAUGAGCAAAGAGGAAGCGGAGCAGGUAAGCGCCAAGCCCCCCUCACCGCCCUGCAAUUUGGGGAACAAACAUGGUAAUCAUGUUGAAGGGAGGGAAGAGCCAAUCUAUGGUGCUCGUGAGAGGAAAGGAAGUGGAUCAUCUCAGUUUGGGGAGUCGCAUGUCCUUCAGCAUGAAGGGCUGAAGCUCAGUGGCAGAGCACCUGCUUUGCAUGCAGAAGGUUCCAGGUUCAAUCCCUGGCAUCUCCAGCCCCCUGCAGUGGCCGACGAGGACCUACAGCUCCAGCUAGCCCUUAGCUUGAGCAAAGAGGAACACGACAAGGAAGAGCGGAUCCGGCGUGGGGAUGACCUACGACUCCAGAUGGCCAUUGAGGAGAGCAAAAAGGAGACGGUGCCUGCCAAGGAGGAGGUGAGGGUGGAGCAGUCAUCCCUCAUGGAUCUUGCAGAGGUCUUCACCGCCCCUCCCACUGCGGACCCCUGGGGCGGCCCUCCUGCUCCCGCUGACCCCUGGGGUGGCUCUGCCCCAGUUGUAUCCGCAGCUCCCACUGACCCAUGGGGACCAUCUGCUACCGGAGCAGCCCCUACAGGAGACCCGUGGGGGGCCUCUGCGGCGCCUCCUGCAGCCCCCCCAGACCCAUGGGGAGGUGCCCCGGCUGCAAGCAGUGACCCAUGGAAACCUGAAGGUGGAGGUUCCUCUGGGACCACGGCAGCACCACCCACAGAUCCAUGGUCAUCUGGACCAGCUCCCACGUCCCAAGGGAAACCAGCGCCCGAUCCUUGGGCUCCGGCAUCCACGUUUUCUGAUCCCUGGGGUGGCUCCCCUUCCAAGCCCAGCACGAACGGCACAGCAGCUGGCGGAGGCUUUGAGCAGUUUGGCAGCCCCGGGGAUGGGGACGAGUUCUCUGAUUUCGACAGCCUGCGCCCAGCACUGCCCAAAUCCGGGAGCAGCACAGGUGAGCUGUCCCUCUUAGCCGGGGAGGUGCCCAUUUGCCGACCCGGCAGUGGCACUGACAGCCCCAACACUUUUGACAUGGCCUCCAUGGGCGGGUCGCUGCCCGAGAUCUCCAAGCCAACGCGGAAGACCCCCGAGUCAUUUCUGGGCCCCAACGCUGCCCUCGUCGACCUGGACUCCCUGGUCAGCAAGCCUUCUACUGCCUCUAGCAUUGCAAAGGCCUCCAACCCCUUCUUAGCCCCUGGUUCAGCCCCAGCCCCAGCCGCGUCUGCCUCAACUACAAACCCCUUCCAGGCGACGGCCACUGCCCCGCUUUCGCUCAACCAGCUCCGCGUCAGUCCGGUCCUCCCUUUGUCUCAGCCGGCGCCCCCUGCCUUCCCUGCCGCAGCUCCUAUGGUCUCUGUCUCCCCCAUGGCCCCCGGGAUGCCCUUGGCCUCCGUUUCCCCCAUGGUGGGGGUGCAGCCUUUGGGCGCUGUCCCGACUAUGGGGCUCCCUGCCAUGGGCCUGCCCCCUCAGAGCCUGCCGCCCACUGGCGUCGUCCCCAGCAGCACCUCAGCCGCCUCCAUGGGCAGCACCAACCCCUUCUUGCUAUAAUCAGGGGGAUCUUUUAGCUCUGUGGGGAUGACACCCCAUUGUCAACCCCCACAUUCCCAGUUUGCAAAGGGGGGCCCUUAGUUUCCACCCACAAAACGGGGCAGCCGGGAAGGCGGGGGGAGGGAGAAGGAAGGGAAGAGACUUAAGUCCUUAUUGCGAGCUCCUCCACCCCCAUGUUGGGGGUAGGGUGGACUUAAUUUUUUCUCUUUUUGGUUUUGGUUUGGGGGCUUAAUUGAAGAGCUCCUCCUUCCCCCCUCCCCCGCUGCUCUUCAGGGCAGCUGGGAGACCCCAUUUCUGCUGUCCUCUGUCGGCAGCAGGGGCAGCUCCCUUCUCUAACUCAAGUUGAGGUUUCAGCGUCACAUUUGAGGGGAGGGAACUACGAACCAACAACAGAUCUAGAGUUGUGGGGGGCGUUGAGGGGUGUGUGCGUGGGUCUUCUCCAAAGGCAGGUGGUUGUUGUUGCUGUUCUUUGUGCCCUCUCCCGUAUUGGCCACAGAAACCCUUCCCAUGUUGAAAGGCGAGGGGGGAUUAUCCUAUUUUGGUCAACCCCUCCCACACCUUCCUUCAUAAGUCUCUCUCUCUCUUUCUCUCUCUCUUCCCUUUUGCAGAAGGGAUGGAGGAAGAGAAGUGGCCAUGUGCCUCUACCUGCCUCCCAGGCCCUUCCAAACAAAGAGACAGAUGGACACUGUCCUUUUAAAUUAUGAUUUUAUUUUGGUAGGCACUCCCCCACUUCCCUUCCAGAUGUUUGGUUACAUCUCCAUCCCCUCCUGCCCCACCCCUGUGCUGGGACCAGCCCUUCUCUGCCUCUUCUUUUUUUUUCCACUAAGGGGGUGACGUCAGUGAAUCCCCUUCACUACACCUGGGAACGGUUGAGACACUGGGAAUACUUGUCUCUUCCGUCUCCGGGGCCAGGCGGGAUACCACUAAUCUGCGGUCAGAGACCAAAAGCUGGAUCUGGAAAGGGGGGCCGGACCAUCAUUCCUCACAGGGCGACGAGGCCACCGCUACACUUUGCCGCCUGCCCUCUGCAGACUCCCGGGCCGAAGGGAGCCACCAUGUUUCUUUCGUUUUGCAAGGAUCGUGGAGCCCUAUCGGCGCAUCACACCUCUGGGGGUGGGGACUUGGAACAGCCAACACAGCCUGCUGUGAAGAAGGAACCUGGAAGCCAUCGGAGGAUCGAUACUCUUGAGAACCUUAAAAAAAGAAAACGUUUUCCAACAGCAACGUGUCCGGGGAGGGAGGGGGGGGACUAUUGCAGAAUUUGAGUCUCUCUCUCUCUCUUGGCCUGCUUUGUGGAAGCCCAGAAACAGCCAAAGGCCCCCUGCCAGAUGUGGAGCGGCAGGGGAUCUGUAAAGCCCAGCCGCCCUUCUCCAUUUCUGGACUGCAGCAGGCCAGGGUGAGGACUCGGAUGAUGAGUGUGGACAAAGCAACAACGUCCCUGCGGAAGAGGAAAUUCUCCCUCUCCCUCUCUUUCUCUUAUGCCAACAGUGCGCACUGCUUGAAAAGGGAGCCGGGGGGGGGGAGAGAGAGGAGAGGACAAGCAGCCACACCCACAACCCGUGGACCCCACUUUGCAGCACUCUUCGCACAGGGGGUGAUCAAAUGCAGUCUGAGCCGUCCACUCUCCACACGUGACCUACUUUUCUCCCCUUCCUGCUGCAACCUCCCCCUUUGUGUGCAUGUGUAGGGUUUUUUGCGGGGUUGGGGGUGUUGCUCCCACUGCUGACCCACUUGAGACCCCAGAGAGGACGUGCCAUCUUUGACUUGUAAAACAGCGGAGUCCUCCGUCCGUUCCGACAGCGCAGCACAGCGAAGAAGCCCCCACCGUUCUUCAAGACUUGUUGAAGGAGGGAGGGAGGGGGGGAGAUGGGUAGGUGGGCUGAUUCUGGUCCUUUGGGAGCCAACAGCUUGUGGGGAAAGGGAGGGUCCGAGGCUGCGUGUGCGUGUUUGUGUGCGUGUGUGCGUGUAUGUGUAUAUGUGUUGCUGCUGUAAGUGAUUGUCGAUUCUUAUUUUAUGCUACGGGGGUGGGGGCGCUUACUCAUUAGCACCCAGGACAAUCUGCUAAAUCCCUCAUUCUUCCCCCACCCUCUGCCACCCCAAAUCUCUUGCAAUUGUGUUUCUAAAGUGGGUGGGACAUCCUACAUCUCCCUGCUGCUGCUGCCGCCACCCCCACCCCCCAAAAAAACCCCCAAUCAUGCCAGGGGAUAAUUUUCUCCCGACACCAGUCAGUAUAUUUGCAGAAUCAUUGUGUCAUUGGUCAAGGGGUUGGGGUGGGGAAGAGUGGCUGUAUGUGACCCUCCCCCUCUUGGCUCUACCCCAUCCCUUCCGUUAUCUUCCCCACCCCGACCCCCAAGCCUACCCUGGUAUGCAUCAGAAAAAUGCUAUUAAUGAAAUGAAAUAAAUGGAAAUUCUUCUAUGGCACCCAAA